Amaranthus tricolor (Joseph's coat) is the source of this 2420-nucleotide messenger RNA. Its product is annotated as autophagy-related protein 16. The coding region runs from base 146 to 1825 and encodes 559 amino acids. Gene Ontology annotation, cellular component: autophagosome membrane. Gene Ontology annotation, biological process: autophagosome assembly. Gene Ontology annotation, molecular function: protein binding. The record is from RefSeq and is a predicted model, not a curated record. The transcript is spliced from 6 exons. Lineage: Eukaryota; Viridiplantae; Streptophyta; Magnoliopsida; Caryophyllales; Amaranthaceae.
GUUCCUAAAGGCCAUUCCCCCUCAUCAUUUGAUCAUAAGCAAGCGUAGCCCAACCUGCCAAGUAAAAGUUUCAGAAAAUCUAGGGUUAGGGUUUCGUCACUGCUAAACCAAUUCAUCUCUGACCUCGUCUAUUGUUUUCUUGAAGAUGUAUGCUGAUCGUUUGGAGGAAGAUUCCAACCCGCCAAUAGAAGAUAGGCUUAACAGCAACGUUGCCGCUAAUUCCCUUUGCCGGCAACCCAUUACCGGUAAAAGCAGGUUAAAUGAAGAUGAGAUUGCAAUAGCGGCAAUAAAGCAUGCUUUGAAAGCUCUUCGAAAGCGACAUUUAGCAGAAGAAGCUGCUCAUGCUCCAACCAUCAUCGCUAUAUCUAGACCUCUUGUUUAUCAGGGAUCAGAAUGGAAAGAAAAAGCAGAACAGUUGGAGCUUGAAUUGCAGCAAUGUUACAAAGCCCAAUCUCGACUAUCAGAGCAGCUUGUGACUGAAGUUGCAGAGGGUCGAGUGAGCAAAUCUGUAAUUCAAGAGAAAGAAACAACUUUAGCUAACUUUAAAAAGGAGUUUGAUCAGAUCAGCAACGAGUACUCAGAGUUGAAGAUGCUUUUAGAUGAAAAGACCAAGGGUUUAGAAUUGGUGACAAGUGAGAAUCAAGAGCUGAAAAGACAACUUGAAGAGAUAAGUUUGAAAGUGAAAAGUGCAGAAGCUGAAAAUAAAAUGUUGAUUGAUCGAUGGAUGCUUCAGAAGAUGCAGGAUGCAGAGCGUCUCAAUGAGGCAGUGAGCAGAAUCAUUGGGCACCGGAGGGACUGUCUGGUAAAUGCUGUUUAUGAUGACCUACUGGGACAAUUUAGGGCCAGCAGCAUACAGAAACUUGCUCGUGAACAAGUUGAUGGUGUGGUUCGUCAAUUUGAGGAAGGUGCUGAGUUUUUUGCUGAAUCAAUCAUUCCUUCAACUUGCAAGAACAGGAUUCAUGCUCAUGAUGGUGGUUGUGCUUCCAUAUUGUUUGAGUACAAUUCGAGCAAAUUGGUCACUGGAGGGCAGGACCAUUCUAUUAAGAUGUGGGAUACUAGCACAGGAUCGUUGAGUCGUACGCUUCAUGGUUGCUUGGGUUCUGUUCUUGAUCUCACAAUCACUCAGGACAAUAAAACUAUUAUAGCAGCAAGUAGUUCAAAUAACUUGUAUGUUUGGGAUGUAACCUCAGGCCGAAUUCGACAUACUCUUACAGGACAUAUAGACAAAGUAUGUGCGGUAGAUGUGAGCAAAGUCUCCAACCGCCAUGUUGUCAGUGCAGGAUAUGAUCGAACUAUAAAAUCUUGGGAUUUGCAGAAAGGUUACUGCACUAAAACAAUCAUAUAUCCAAGCAAUUGCAAUGCCAUUUGUUUCAGUGUAGAUGGAAGAACGAUAUGUUCAGGUCAUGUUGAUGGUAAUCUUCGGCUUUGGGACAUAGAGUCAGGGAAGCUUCUCAGUGAGGUUGCUGCGCAUUCUCUUGCUGUGACAUCAAUCUCCUUGUCUCGAAAUGGAAACACCAUUUUGACGAGUGGAAGAGAUAAUGUGCAUAAUCUGUUCGAUUUGAGAACACUCGAGGUUUAUGGAACAUUAAGGGCAAGUGGAAACAGAAUGGCAUCUAACUGGAGCAGAUCCUGUAUCAGUGCAGAUGACAAUUAUGUUGCUGCAGGAUCUGCUGAUGGAUCUGUACAUAUAUGGUCAAUACAGAAAGCAGAUAUUGUUAGCACUCUCAAAGAACACGGUUCGUCUGUUUUAUGCUGUACUUGGAGUGGUCUAGGAAAGCCAUUGGCGACUUCCGACAAGAAUGGAGUUAUCUGCACUUGGAUGUGAUGCAUUUUAUGUCUCUUAAUGGCCUUCAUGUUGUUCCUGAUGUUGAAUCUCAUCGGCGUGCUGUAAGGGAUCAUAAACAUGAAAUGUGAUGAUUUAUUUUUUUCUUUCUAUGUACAGUUGUUUCUUCUCCCUAAGAAAUGAUUUGCCUUUAUUUUUUGUUUCAAAAUUAGUUUAGAAAAAAGUAUGAUCUGAUUUUUUCCUCUGGAUCAUAUUGUUACACUGUUAAAAAUUGGUAAAAUCAUGGUAUUCUGUUUGUAAUGUUCGGUUGGGUUUCAGAUACAAUAUUUGGGUCGGCUCCAUUUGGGGUCUUGGGUUUAUGUAAAUAAAUAUUUCGCUUCUCAUAUUUGCUUUUUAUAUGUGGGUUACUUUCGAGGUGAGUUCAUCUACAAUUUCGGUUAAUCAGGUCAUAUUGAUGUUAUCGAUUAUCAUUAUCAUGUUAUUAUGGAUUAUUAUAAUAAAAAGUUUGGAACCAGCAAAUAUGCCUAAUUUGUUGGCCAAAACAUUGGAUCUCUAUUAAGUGUUUAAAUGAUUAAUCUUUAUGUGCUUCAUCAUACAUGCUUACCCAAAUGUAGAAUCAUGUUAACUCUAACUCACC